This is a messenger RNA of Mytilus californianus (California mussel), 2305 nucleotides long. RefSeq names its product heat shock 70 kDa protein 12A-like. NCBI's taxonomy places the organism in Eukaryota, Metazoa, Mollusca, Bivalvia, Mytilida, Mytilidae. The record is from RefSeq and is a predicted model, not a curated record. Bases 91 to 1866 code for a protein of 591 amino acids. The transcript is spliced from 5 exons. Gene Ontology annotation, molecular function: ATP binding; ATP-dependent protein folding chaperone.
CAUUAAGGAAGGUAAAUAUAACCAUGACAAAGUUAAUGGCUGGGGCAGUGAAGUAAAGGGCACUCACGUUUUGUGAAACUAUAGGGAACAAUGGCAGCUGCCCCUGAAAAACAAGUUCCUAGUAAGUUAAUGGUAGCGGCCAUUGAUUUCGGUACAACAUACACAGGAUUUGGGUUCUCUAUGCGUGAUACCUAUCUGUCAGAGCCUUUGAGAAUAUGGACUAAACACUGGAGUUCCUCUGGUGGAGGUCCAGCUUUAGUUUCAGAGAAGACACCAACCGUUCUCCUGCUAGAUCAAGAUAAAAACUUUCACAGUUUUGGUUAUGAUGCCGAGGAUAAAUACAGUGAACUUGCUCAAGAAGAUAAACAUACUGGAUGGUACUACUUUAAACAUUUCAAGAUGACACUCUAUCAUGAGAAAAUUAAUCGCACCAUAUCAUUACGAACCGACCAGGGAAUUAAACUCCCAGCACUGGAAGUUUUCAAGCACUCGAUAUCGUACAUCAAAGGAUUAGUACUGGAUGAACUUCGGAAUAAAGGAGUGUUGGAAACAGCGGUCAUGGAAAAGGAAAUUUGUUGGGUAUUGACUGUACCAGCAAUAUGGGAUUUUACUGCCAAACAAUUUAUGAGAGAGGCAGCUAAACGUGCAGGAAUACCAACCGAACAGUUAAUUUUAGCUUUAGAACCAGAGGCUGCUUCAGUGUUCAUUAAACAUAUGAAUGUAAAUGUUCAACGAGACCAAGAUGAAGGUCCUACCCUGUCACCAUAUGACUCAGGGACAAGAUACAUGGUGCUUGACUUAGGAGGAGGAACGGUAGACGUUACCGUCAGAGAAGUAAUGCCAGACAGAACAUUGAAAGAAGUUACAAAGGCUAGUGGUGGGGCAUGGGGAGGCUUAUAUGUAAACGACGAGAUAUACAAAUUCCUCGAGAAAAUCUUUACCCCGAAAAUCCUUGGAGAAUUUAAAGCCGAAUCUACCUCUGAUUAUCUUGACCUUGAAAGAGGUAUCGAAAUGGUCAAACGUAAACUUGGUACCGAUGGACAGGGUCGUUUUACUCUUAAUAUACCAAUGGACCUCCGAGAUCGCUACACGAAAGCAAUGAAGAAGACAGCUUCAGAAGCUAACAUCAGUUUAUUUGCAACAACCAAUACAGAAAUGAAGAAAGAUAAGCUUAAGUUUCCGAAAGAAGUGAUGGCAAAUUUCUUCUCUCCGUGCAUUCAAAGUAUAAUUGAACAUUGUCGAACAGUUCUAGAUCUUGCUGGUGCUAAUAAGGUGCAAGAUGUCAUCAUGGUUGGCGGGUUUGCCGAAUCAACAAUAAUGCAAUUACUUGUAAAAAAGGCUUUUCCAACCAAAAACAUCGUUAUUCCACCUGAAGCCGGAUUAGUUGUUUUAAAAGGAGCUGUUCUUUACGGACACCAUCCGAGGAUCGUUUCUUGUCGAGUUGCUAGUAAGACAAUUGGGUUACGAAACCUGAGAUACUUCAUGAAAGAGAUGGACCCUGAAGACAAGAAAAUGGUGGAAGGUGGAGUUCCCUACUGCAAAGAUAUUUUCCACACACUUUGUGAAGCUGGGUCAGAGUUCAUGCUUGGCGAGACAGUUGCCCACGAUGUCUUUCCACUUCGUCCAAACAUGAAAGAAAUGACUCUAAAUCUUUACCAAACAAAUGAGAAAGAUCCGAGAUAUACUACUGAUGAAGGUUGUAAAGAAAUAGGAAAGGUUAGAGUAGAAAUGCCAGAUACUUCUAAAGGAAUGAAUCGACAAGUCAUUGUCUCGUUAACUUUUGGUGAUACAGAAUUAAUCGUGGAAGGAAAGGAUAAUGAAACUGGGAGGUCAGCUGAUGUUCAUCUUGAUUUACUUCAACAUUGAAACAAACACCUUGAUAUAUAUAAAUAUUUUAACCCAUAUAUCGUUUCUUAUUUGGAUCUCGCUAAUUAUUAACAAUUGAUAAUAAAACUAUAGAGUUCCUUUUUUUUAUUAACAACAUAAAGGUUGUACAACAAUGUGAUAACAGAUUUUCAAUUUUUUAAUUACAAUAUGGACACUUUAAUAUAUGUGCACAAUUGUUAAUGAAAUCUGUAGAAAUCUAUGUUUAUUUAUCGAUUUUUAAUAUCAAUAUAUUUAUUUCGCAUGACAUAUCAACAUUAGUAUUAUUAUUUCUUAUUUACACAAACUAUGUGAUAAAGCUGUUAUUUGAUAAUGUUUAUCAAAAUUACAGAUAUUUCCUUUUUUCUCUAUUCUUUUGCAGUGACUGAUUUUGUUUCUGUUAUUGGCAUUUAUGUACACAAUUAAAUUUGAUUUAUCUUCG